Molecule: messenger RNA, 408 nt
Organism: Anopheles maculipalpis
Lineage: Eukaryota; Metazoa; Arthropoda; Insecta; Diptera; Culicidae
Exons: 4
Coding region: 1-408 (135 amino acids)
Source: RefSeq, a predicted model, not a curated record
AUGGAACAUGAUGUUGUGCGCAGAUAUUCGGAUAAUCGCGUUAAAAUCUCUGGAUGGGCCGAAAAAAUUCAACAAUAUCCGUACGAUUGUCCCUGGUGCACUGUAGGGCGAGCCGCUUAUCGAACGUUCGGAUACACCACCAAACACUUCAUACCACGCACCAGUACACAGGCGAUGAGUGAUACCGUCUGGGGUCACUUUCAGCACCGCCAGUUGGCCCAGAAGCGUGCGAAGAAAACCCACUGCUCUGAGGUUAAAGUGUGCCCGUACAUUACCAGCUACCAGCAUGACUAUUUCGAUCGGUUUCCAGCUUUCCGCAAGUUGAUGAUGAUAAAUGCGCUGCACAGUGGAGCGAGCAAACGCAACCCCAGUCCGAUUCGGGAGUACGCUUCGCACAAUACCGCCUAA